GGAGGAGGAAGCGCUUCGGCGCCAUCUUGGGACGUCACGCCCCGCCGAGAGGCGUCGCUGUUGCGCAACGCGAAGGGCGGCGUGGGGUGGUGGUGGAGCGCGCUCUUAGCCAGGCGCUGAUCUGCGAGAAAUGGACAUGAUUGGCUGCCUCGUCCAGAGACGUGCUGGAAGAGCCUGACUGCCGGAUGGCCAAUCAGGCCUAUGGAUCCUUUCACAAAACCUGGCAUGUGCGAGAUAGCAUCCAACUUGACUGUGAAGGAAUACCGGUUUGGAAAGGAUCAGGAAAAGGGAGACGGGGAUGAGCGGCCCCUGGAGCUGGUGGUGCUGAUUCCUGAGGUUCUUGAUCCUCAGUAUGGUAUGUAUGUUUGGCCUUGCGCGGUGGUUUUGGCUGAGUAUAUCUGGUUUCAUAGAAGACUUGUCUGUGGCAAAAGAAUACUAGAGAUUGGAGCAGGUGUGAGCCUACCUGGAAUAGUGGCGGCAAAAUGUGGAGCACAAGUAACAUUAUCAGAUAAUGCAGAGUUCUCUCGGUGUUUGGACAACUGUCGAAGAAGCUGCCAGAUGAAUAAUCUCUCUGGGAUAUGUGUCAUAGGACUUACCUGGGGUCACGUAUCGCCCUGUCUAUUGACCUUAGCCCCAGUUGACCUUAUUUUGGGAGCUGAUGUAUUUUUUGAACCAGAAGACUUUGAAGAUGUUGUAAGUACAGUGCACUGUUUAAUGGAAAGGAACCCUCAUGCCCAAUUUUGGACUACUUACCAAGUCAGAAGUGCCAACUGGUCUAUUGAAGGAUUAUUAUACAAAUGGGAGAUGGAAAGCACAUAUGUGCCAUUGCAGUCAUUUGAAGCCAAUAAGGAACAACUUGCAGGAUCUUCUCUUCCAGGGAUGCACACUAUUCAAAUGAUGGUUAUCAGUAAAAAAAAUAAAGGACUGAAAACUUGGAAACAUUCCUAAUGGAUUUUAAUGAAAAUGUAUCAAUUGCUUAUUUGAUAGUUCCAUAUUACCUGACCACCAUUGCAUACAAAUCAGUUUAUUCUCAGCAUUUUUUAAAAGUAAUUUUAUUCAUUGU
Molecule: messenger RNA, 1063 nt
Organism: Pantherophis guttatus
Lineage: Eukaryota; Metazoa; Chordata; Lepidosauria; Squamata; Colubridae
Gene: METTL23
Product: methyltransferase 23, arginine
Cellular component (GO): cytoplasm; nucleus
Source: RefSeq, a predicted model, not a curated record